Molecule: messenger RNA, 966 nt
Organism: Coniophora puteana RWD-64-598 SS2
Lineage: Eukaryota; Fungi; Basidiomycota; Agaricomycetes; Boletales; Coniophoraceae
Exons: 6
Coding region: 1-966 (321 amino acids)
Source: RefSeq, a predicted model, not a curated record
AUGAGAUACCAAUGGAAUGAGGGGCGUGAUGCAGAGAGCCUCCGGGAAAAGGGUAUCGAAAUCGAAGACCUCUCCAUCAAAUUUGAACGGGGCAGGAAUGCCGCGCGGCCUUCGGUAUCUGGCUACUUUCGCAAGUACAGGGCAUCAAGUGAACCGGGUCCUAAGCUGGGAGUAGCGGGAGAUGUCUGGGUGGACCUGUCUCAGCACGAACUUUAUGCAAGAACGAGUCGGGAGUGGGUCAAGUGGCCCGGUGUCAAUAUCCCAAACGCCGACACGAAGGCGACCUGGAGCGAGUUCGAGGCGCAUCUUCUGAAAUACCCGGUAGGAUCGUUGGGCUGCAGUAUACCCCAGAGCUCGGUUCGAUAUCUCUGGUGCAAUGCGCAGGGCGUUCAUUGGUGGACUUUGGACGAGAUAUCCGCUGACAGGGACAAGCUCCUCGAGGGCGAUCCAGCCCUGCGCGAUAACGGGAGAUGGAUAUUGAAAAGGCUCGUCGGGGACACGGAGACGCUCGUCGACUCCCCGGGUCACACCCAGGACCAGGAUGAUGAUGCUACGGCUAAACGCCCGAUUGAAGCCGAGGUCGACGAGAGUCAUAGUGCACAAGAUCCAUCUACUUCUCGCGCUCCAGCCAAGAAGAAGCAGCGGGUAGCACGCAGCUCGAUCAUCAACGCCAGCAGAGUUUUAUCGGCUGCCGACGAGGCGAAUCCAGAAGAGUCUCUUGAACGCAUAUCCGGGUAUAUUGAUGCCCUUCAAUCGAAGCUGAGAGAAGCGCGGCAGCAAGCCACGAAGUACGAAACCAUGUACAACGACCUCAACAAACACGUUGACACUCUUGAAGAGGCAUUGGUAGAAUCCCGAGAGAGUGCACGAAAACAUGAGCAGGCUGCGAAGGAUGCCCAGGACCGCUUCUCCGCCAUUGCGAGCGCCCGGCAACAAGCAGCACAGAUCUUGAAACGCAAAUCCUAG